This is a messenger RNA of Phycodurus eques (leafy seadragon), 3337 nucleotides long. RefSeq names its product membrane integral NOTCH2 associated receptor 1 (gene minar1). Lineage: Eukaryota; Metazoa; Chordata; Actinopteri; Syngnathiformes; Syngnathidae. Gene Ontology annotation, biological process: negative regulation of TOR signaling; negative regulation of cell population proliferation. Gene Ontology annotation, cellular component: plasma membrane. The record is from RefSeq and is a predicted model, not a curated record.
UGUGUGUGUGUGAUAAUUAGAUUUGAUGAUUAAAACAAGGUGGGCCAAAAAAAAAAAUAAUAAUAAUUUGAGCAGGGGGUAAAUCAUAACAUCAACACGGCACUGUGUAGUAUACAAAAUAUAUAUAUAUAUAUAUUUAUAUGUAAUGAAAGCCGACGGCGUUCGUGACGUCACAACCCCACCAAAACGAAGGACUGGGGCGCGCUCGAACCGGAAGCGAGGUGCAAUCCUUCGCGGUAAAAGCGGUCCGAGCGCUCAAAUAUCCGAGGCGCAGUCGUGCUCCGCGCUCUUACUUCGACAGCAGCAAAAGCGGAUGCGACUUGACCGACGCCGACCGCGACGCCGCGGAUCCGUUCGGUCGGUUGCGAGCACGAAGAUGAGCCGCCGGGUCGGAUGGUCGCACCUGCCGGGCGCGUGCCCGUGAGCGGGGAUGGGGCUGCGCGUGCGCGCCGCUCCUUGAGCUCCGGUCCGGAAGAGUCUUCGUGGCUGAGCCGGAUCGCGGCGGAACUGGACGCCCGGCACGCGCGCGUGCCCGAGCGGGAGCUGCGCGCGCUCCUGUUCCGCGCGGCCCGUCCGGAGCCGCGCUUUCCCGCCACGCCGUUCCGGGAGGAGAUGCGCGCGGCCGGCGACCACGCGCGUUCCGAGAGGUCGGACGAACGGCGCCGCUUGCCCCGAUGCUCGCCCCCGUCCCCGCCGGGAGCCCCCUGCCCGCGCGUCUUCCGCAAGAUGGCCGCCCUCGGCCCGCAGGCGGCGGCGUCCGAUUGCCAUCGGGGGAUCUCGGGGUCCGAGUCUUACCGUCCCAGGCCGGCCCCCUUCUUCAACCGCAGCUUCGAGGCGGCGUACGGAAACCCGUAUCGGGCGCCGCCCCUCCACGAGCGGCGCCGCGUCAAGCACGAAAGUCUGGACGACCUCCAGGCGUCCACGUACUUCGGGCCCACCACCGUGAGCGCCGGCGUGGGCGGCCACGGCGGGACGCGGGCAGCGUGGCCCGUCGACACCCUCAGCUUCGACGUGGAGGACGAGCGAGUUCACUCCCGCCGCAACGGCGAGAGCCGCUUCCGUAGCCCCCGGCGGGCGGCGGAGGCGGCCGCGGUGUCGCCUCACCCCGGCGGCCUCGAAGCCGGGGAGUCGGCCCGACGUUUGCGGGCCAGGCGCGCCGACGGCCCGUCUUUCCGCGACGCCUCGGCGAGCGUGGGGAGCCGGGCGGAGGGCGGCGUGAAGAAGGGGCCGGCGGAGACGGCGCGCGCCGCCUGCGAGGCCUCGGACCAGGCCGAGCUGAUCGCCGACGACAUCAGCGACAUCUUCCGCUUCCUGGAUGAGAUGAGCGUGUGCGACUCGCUGGGCGCGGCGCCGUCGUCCCGCUACGACAGCGGCCCCUCGCUCGGGUCCGACAGCGGCGACAGUUUGCCGGAGCGCGCCACGGUCCGGCUGGCCCGCUCGCAGCCGGACCGCCUCCUGCGCUCGCUGGACAGCGCCGACGGCGAGCUGAGGGUGAGCGUCGGCGAGCUGGUGGCCAGGAUGGGCGACAUCGAGAAGAAGUUGGAGUCGCUGUCGGGCGUCCGCGGCGAGAUCUCGCAGGUCCUCCGUAAACUCAACAAGCUGGACCAGAAGAUCCGGGAGCCGGACGCCGCAGACGGCGGCGCUAGGCACCGGGACGCGCCCGAGUCCUCCCCGCCGGAAGGCUCGCGCGGGGCCGCCGCCUCGCCGCACGCCUUCCGCUGCCGCACGCUCCCCGCCGCCGACGGUCCGAGGGCGGAGGCGCCGAAGAAGACCGGGUUCACCCGGAGGUCGUCGCGCUCGCUCGACGACGACGCGGGCGCCGCGUCCCCGCCGCCCGGGAACUGGAGGACGCGGUCGUACUUGUGCCGUCGCGCCGACGACAACACGGGAGACGGAAUGUGUCGCGCCAAUCAGGCAUCGGCGCGGGCGCGUCAAUACGACUUCCCCCCGACGCCGCGCCCCCCCAAGGCGGCCGCCGCGUCGUACGUGCCGGACCGCCGCUCGAGGCCGCCGCCGCACGCCGACGGAAGCCCGCUCUAUUCCAACGUGCCAUCUCGGAAGGCGGAGCGGUACAAACCCAAAGCGGGAGACGACGCCAUCGACGUACAGGCAGAGUGUGUGCCUGCAAGUAGCAAGCUCGCCUUCUGGUUGGAGGACGUUUACACGCCGGGAUACGAUUCGCUGCUAAAGCGUCGGGAGGCCGACUUCCGCAGAGCCAAAGCGUGCAAGAUGGCCGCUCUGAUCGCCGCCACGUUCAGCGUCAUCCUGGUCAUCGUGGUGCCCAUCUGCACCAUGAAGACGUGAGCUAGCCCGUGCUACCAGGAAGUAGUCAUCUACUUCACAAAGACGUGAGCUAGCCGGCUAGCUGAUGCUUACAGGGAGUAGCCGGCUGCACCAUGAAGACAUUAGCUAGCUGAUGCUUACAGGGAGUAGCCGGCUGCACCAUGAAAACGUGAGCUAGCUAAUGCUAAUAGGAAGUAGCUAGCUACACCGCAAAGAUGUGAGCUAGCUAACUAGCUGAUGCUAACAGGACAGCUGCACCUUGAAGACAUUAGCUAGCUGAUGCUAACAGGAAGUAGCUAUCCAUAGCGUGAAGACGUGAGCUAGCCGGUUAGCUGAUGCCAACAGGAAGUCGAUUAGCUGUCAAUCAAGCACAUGUGUAGCAGUGUAGCGUUACACAUAGCCUGGGACUCUGAUCAUGUGGAACAUACUGUACUAGACUCCGCCUCUCAGAGGGCCACGUGGAGAGGGUGGCUUCUGAUUGGGCGAACCUGAAUGUCAUAUUUACUGCACACGAACGUCCCAAUAAGACAACAUGACAAGAAAGAAAUGUCCGAACCUUCCUAUUAACCCUAACAGUUGUUUAAAACCGUAAUGAUGCCUUGAGACCCCAAUUUGAAAUCUGCGAGUUUGUGCUUCAAGAUAGAAUGAAGGAUUCGGGUUUUACCAGUGUUUGGAACUUCGCGUCACCUCUCGGGGGGGGGAAGGUAUCAAUUUUUUUAUUUUUGGGGGGUUGGGCGCGUAACGGACGUGUUUGAAGUCCUACUUUCAAAAAGUUAUGGAUGAGUUUAAAUUUUUGCCCCUAAUGGUAAAGACAAUCAAGCGCGAGAUACACAAAGUUUUGGCAUUGAAAGGGUGGAAAACAUUUGCUUUGCAAUCAUAACAACUGCUAAUAAUAAUGCAAAUAGUCAAAUGAAUUGAUUAUUAUUAUUUUUUUUUUAUGUCUAUCGAUUUAAUUGAGCAAAUGAUAUGAAAAUGAAGACAGAAGAAUUGUACAACGUGACCUUGACGGAAUGUUCCACAAUAAAAGUUGGUUGUGGCGUUGUCAUGACAACAA